CUAUGAGAAUGCCAUUUGAAACGUUUUCCCUCGUAUGAAAUCCGUUAAUAAAACCAUAGUCCAGAACUUUCUUUGUAAAAGUAAAGGGUCUUUUCUAAUAAGAUUCAAAGAUUCCAUCUUCUUUACUUUCAUCAACUUUUUCUUUUCCCAGUCUUUAUAAAAAUCAAUCAAAAUGUUUUGGGGAUUGAUCAUGGAACCUCAAAAACGUUACAGCCAAGUAAUAAAAAAGGCAUUCCACAUAUCCAUGGCGUGCUUGGAUGUUUCAAAUUCUGAUGACCAACCUGCUCAAAUUCUGUGUGGAUAUGAAGGCAAAAACUAUUUACUUUGUACUUUACAAAAACCAGACAAGCUUCAAUGUAACUUAGAUUUAUAUUUUGAGGAAGGACAUACUGUAUCUUUUGCUUCUAAUGGUAAAAGUCAUAUUCAUCUCACUGGUUAUUUGACAAAAGAUGAAGAAGAGAUUGAAGAUGCAAGUGAUGAGGAAGAUGCCCAAGAGUUUGAGGUUCAAGCUAAGAAACACCUUAGAAGUAAAGAUAAUUCCGUUAAAGAACCUGUCAAAAAGAAAAUUAAAUUAGAAGAAGCUAUUGAUGAAGAGGAAGACUCUGAUGAUUCCGAUUUCAACAUAGAGAAGUACUUUGAAGAAGCUGAGGCAGAAGAAUCUGAAGAUGAGGAAGUUGAGGAUAUGCUGAGUGAUGAAGAGGGAGAUUUGGAGGAUGAAAGUAUGGGUGAAGAAGAAGAUGGGGAGGAAGAAGAUGUGGAUCAAGAGGAAACUGAGGAUGAAGAUGAUGAUGCUGAAAAAGUAGAAGAAAUAAAAGAACAAGUUGUGCAGAAUGGUUUGAGCAAAAAAUCUAAAAAAAAUAAGAAAGAAGAACAACAAACAACUCCAACAAAAAAGAAUAAACAAAAUAAAGAAAAACAGCAUGAGCUGACUCCUGGUCCUAAGAAGCAAGAUAAGGCCAACUCUGUUGAUCAGAAGAGUAAAUCAAAGGAAGAAAAGAAAUCCAAGGAAUCUUCACUUUCAGUUCCUAAAAAGAGAACAUUGGCAAAUGGUAUCAUUGUUGAAGAUUUGAAAGUAGGUCAAGGAGAUUCUGCAGGUGCCGGCAAAUUUAUUCAUGUAUAUUACGAAGGACGUUUAAAGAACAAUAAUAAACUCUUCGAUAAAACACUUUCUGGUCCUGGAUUUGGUUUUCGAUUAGGUAAAGGCGAGGUUAUUAAGGGAUGGGAUAUUGGUGUUGCUGGAAUGAAAGUUGGAGGAAAGAGAAGGAUUAUAUGUCCACCUCAAGCCGGUUAUGGCGCUAAGGGAUCUCCACCAGUAAUACCCCCUAAUUCAACUCUGGUUUUUGAUGUUGAAUUGAGGAAAAUCAAGUGAAACCCUAAACUGAUAAAAAAUAUCUGUGCUAUUUCGAUAUAUUUAAGGAGUACAUUGUUAUUAGGAGAAAAUAAUCAUGAAAUUAUACCAAGUAUGGACUGAUAUUUUUAUACCAUAUGUAACUUAUCAAAUAAUGUUUUUAAAUAUGAGAUUCAACUAUAAGUAAUUAAAUUGAAUAGCAUUUUGA
Molecule: messenger RNA, 1556 nt
Organism: Harmonia axyridis
Lineage: Eukaryota; Metazoa; Arthropoda; Insecta; Coleoptera; Coccinellidae
Product: 46 kDa FK506-binding nuclear protein-like
Exons: 7
Coding region: 173-1369 (398 amino acids)
Cellular component (GO): nucleolus; chromatin
Molecular function (GO): peptidyl-prolyl cis-trans isomerase activity; macrolide binding
Source: RefSeq, a predicted model, not a curated record